GUGAGUCACAGCCCACACAGGCCCCCUACAGAUGAAGGUAACAACUGUUUGACCAUCAGGGCUGGGCUGAGACCUACAUCCCUGAGGCAUGGCUCCAGCACUCUGAUUCCUGGGCCCCAGCCAUGCUGCUGAGGGCGAGUGGCCCAGCUUACCAUCGUCCUCCACCCUCAGGGGCAGCACCAGACACCACCCAACAAGGUGUAAUUUCUUUAGGCCUCCAGGAUGGCCAUCCAAUUCCGUUCACUUUUCCCCUUGGCAUUGCCUGGAAUGCUAGCAGUCCUUGGCUGGUGGUGGUUUUUCUCUCGUAAAAGGCAUGUCAGCAGCCAGGACAGACAGGUGGAGGCCAGCGCUAUGGAGCUGAGGGCUGGCUGUACCAUCAGAGAGCCACGCCCCAGGGAGAACCUCUGUCCUGGAGUAGUGUCCACGCCCCCCAACGUCAGACUGCUGGCGGAAAAGGAGCCGUCUACCGUGAGCAAGCCUCCCGCAGAGCCCCCAGCCUUGCUGCGGCCACAUCCAACCUGUCGCAGGUCCGAGUCCUCAGGCAGCCUUCCUAACACCACGGACACGAGAUUUCGACCAGGAACACGCAGAGAUGACAGUGCAAAGGUGGAACUAGCCCUAACGGGUGAUGAAGCUGGGUCCGUUCCUCCAGAGUGUCCCCUCCCAACCCCAAAGAGUGUUCCUUUUGCCCACGAAGUGGCCGAGGUGUGCAAGCGAGAGUCCCCGUUCAGUGCGACGGGAGGGGGGGGCUGGCAGGGCCAGGCUGCGGCCCCCCAAGAGAAGCCGAGAGAGACGGGGGGGACCGAAGGCACCGGUGACGCAGCGUCAGGAGAAGGCGUGCUGGAAGAGGGUGUGCAGUCCCCGGAGCCCGACUCUGAAUCGGACAGCAGCAAGGCGCCCAGCCCCGCUCCCUCGGGAGCAGUGGGGGAGAGCGGGAAGGUCAGCCCACCGCAGACGGAGGAGGAGGAGGAGGCAGUGGGGAAGCUGCUGAGCAGCCUCAUCGAAUCGGCUCACACGGAGCUGAUGGAGGAUGACGAGCUGCUGGUGCCACGGGUCAGCGGCGGAGCCUGCCACGCAGAUGGCACAGGGGGGCCAGGCAAAGAGACAGUGGAGCAAAAUGAGAAGAUCGAGCAGGCUGCCUACCAGAUCAUCUCCAGAGUGAUCUUGGAGGCAACUGAAGAGGUGCUGGCCACCACCGUGGGCAGGAUUGCAGAUCGGGUGUAUCAGGCUUCAGCUGGUCAGCUCCAAGGGCAGGAGGAGAGCUGUGUGCCGGUCUGCCAGAAAUCUGCCCCGGGGCAAGAUGCUGAGGAGCCUGCUCCAGCCACCAAGGAGGCAGAGGCAGCCUCCGCCGCAGAUGCCACACUCCCCUUGCCACACCUGCCCGCAGAGGACCUGCCACCACCAAAGACCUAUAGGAGCUGCCUGAGCAGCCCUCUGUCCAGCCCCACCAAGGACAGGAAGCCAAAGAACUCCGCACACCACAUCUCCCUGGCGCCUUGCCCACCUCCAGCCGUCCCCCAGGGAGAGUCGCUAGAUGAAGCCCGAGUCCUGGUGGAAAAUGCCGGAUGCAUCCCCUGCACUUCUGACACCAGCCAGGAGGCCCCUUCAGUGGCCUCUGAGCAGUGCUCAGAUUCCAUCAGCACUUCGGGGCUUGAAGACUCGUGUGUAGACACCAACUCAAGCCCCAGGAGCAAGGCCAUCUCCCCGCCACCGCUGCUAGAAAGUACUGUACCCUUCAGCAAUGGGGUGCUGAAGGGGGAGCUAUCAGACUUGGGGAAUGAGGACAGAUGGACCGUGGAUGCAGAAGCAGAUCAUUCGGGAGGCUCGGACGGGAACAGCAUGGACUCAGUGGAUGGCUGCUGUGGCCCCAGGAAGACUGACAGUUUCCAGAACGCCCAAGCAGGCUCCAGUCCUAAGAAGGUGGACCUCAUCAUCUGGGAGAUUGGGGUGCCCAAGCACUUAGUUGGUCGGCUAAUUGGCAAGCAGGGGCGGUAUGUGAGUUUUCUGAAGCAAACAUCUGGUGCCAAGAUCUACAUCUCAACCCUGCCUUACACCCAGAACAUCCAGAUCUGCCACAUAGAAGGUUCUCAGCAUCAUGUAGACAAAGCACUGAACUUGAUUGGGAAGAAGUUCAAAGAACUGAACCUCACCAAUAUCUACGCUCCCCCCCUGCCGUCACUGGCACUGCCUUCUCUUCCAAUGACUUCCUGGCUCAUGCUCCCUGAUGGCAUCACUGUGGAGGUGAUCGUGGUCAACCAGGUCAAUGCCGGGCACCUGUUCGUGCAGCAGCACACGCACCCUACCUUCCAUGCACUGCGUAGCCUGGACCAGCAGAUGUACCUGUGUUACUCGCAGCCCGGAAUCCCCACCUUGCCCACCCCGGUGGAAAUAACGGUCAUCUGCGCUGCCCCUGGCGUGGACGGUGCUUGGUGGCGAGCCCAAGUGGUGGCCUCCUAUGAGGAAAGCAAUGAAGUGGAGAUCCGCUACGUGGACUACGGUGGAUAUAAGAGAGUGAAAGUGGACGUGCUCCGGCAGAUCCGAUCUGACUUUGUGACUCUGCCAUUCCAGGGAGCAGAGGUUCUUCUGGACAGCGUGAUGCCCUUGUCAGAUGAUGACCACUUUUCACCUGAAGCGGAUGCAGCCAUGAGCGAGAUGACCGGAAACACAGCGCUGCUGGCUCAGGUGACAAGUUACAGUCCAACUGGCCUUCCUCUAAUUCAGCUAUGGAGUGUGGUUGGAAAUGAAGCGGUGUUGAUAAACCGGUCGCUGGUGGAGCGAGGCCUUGCUCAGUGGGUAGACAGCUACUACGCGAGCCUCUGACCCCCGUCUCCCACAGACGCUUCUGGAGUCUUUAUGCACUGUUGAAACCGGGCUUGGCGCUGAGGCAAAGACACUACAUCAGAAUAACAAACGUUAUCUUCCCCAGAAAGUCGUCUUUUUCCCCCCCCCCACAUUGUAGUCAUGUUGAGAAGUCUCCUCUUUCAGACAAGGAAGGAACCAUGGGUUCUUUCAAAGCCAUAGGAUGGUGUUUAACAAGCCAGUCAGUUUAGGCUGGUUCCAAGCCUUUAAAAAAAAAAAAAAAAAAAAAAAAGUGAAAGUAAAACUGUCUCAACCAGGUUGUCCUUGACCACCUCCGUUCCCAUCUUCCUUCCCACCUGCUCCCCUCACUCAGAGCCAAACCAACCGCAGCAGACGGACCAAGGGAUGUGUUGCCUGAGAGGGUUUCUUUUCCUUCAAAAUCUUUCUUCAGGGAGCAAGACAUGAAAUCACUAAUUGGUAUUGAUUACUUGUACAGCUUACGUCAACAAAUUUAUGAUGUUUGGCCAGUUUUUAUAAACUUCAUCUAGGUCUCUAGGAAGGCAGACUUUUUAAUGCAUAUGUAAAUACGAAGCAGUCAGAUCUCUGGCCUUGGUCCGUGGGGGGGCGGGGGCGGGGAAGGGUUACCUUGCCAAGCCUGGUUGUAAUUUGUAACCAUUUUCUAUUUGUGCAAACUCUGUAAAUAUAUGUUUAAAAAAAUGUAAUAUUUUGUAUAAGAUACACUGGAGAACAAAGGGAACUCAAGAUUUUUCCACACCCCACAUGAUCAGUGAGCUACCCCUGCGGGCUCCUGUGGCUUCCAGCACACUGGACAGGGUGACUGUAGGGUAUAGAUUGUGAGCUGGGAUUUUUUUUUUUUUCCUGUACAAAUUUGUUAAAAAAAAAAAAAAAUCAACUCAUUUGAAUUAC
Molecule: messenger RNA, 3726 nt
Organism: Callorhinus ursinus (northern fur seal)
Lineage: Eukaryota; Metazoa; Chordata; Mammalia; Carnivora; Otariidae
Gene: AKAP1
Product: A-kinase anchoring protein 1
Cellular component (GO): membrane; mitochondrion
Molecular function (GO): protein kinase A regulatory subunit binding; RNA binding
Source: RefSeq, a predicted model, not a curated record